AAUUGUCUCUGAAAAAGUAAAAUUUGUAUCUCUUUUUUCAAAAAUAAAAUAAAAUCAAUAAAAUAUAACAUAUAAUAUAUAUUGAUGAAAAAAUUUUAAUAAUUAAUUUAUAUAAAUAUAUCUUAAUGUGACACUUAUCAAUUCUCUAAUGUCGUUUGUCAAGUCUAAAAAUUUUAAUGUAUAAGGUAUGAUGCAAAAUGGGCCAUGGAAGUAUUCUUAACCAUAUGAUAAACUGAUGUAUUGGUCUUCCCCUCAACAUUAAACUCUGGCUCCCUCCCUCCCUGCAUGGGCACCACCAACAAUUGGCUCUAUCAAGAUGGACAAACCGAAUCCAAUCCAGAAUUUAAUGGAAAUAUAACAACAGUGGUCAAACGACAAAUGUACUGACUUCCACAUUUCCUUUGUCCUGGGUGACACUUCUGCAUUUCCUGUUACUUAAAAAGAUUCUAAAAGAAAAGAAAAAAUGUUCCAAGGUUGCCACUGUCUUAUUCAGCAAUCGCGAACACAGACUUUUGCUCUUUUGUUUUUGGAAAAAGUCCCAGCAAUGUCAGCUAUCAUGAUAUUCAUAAGCUUUUCAUGUGCUCUUCACUUUAAAAUUCCCAUCAGAGGUCAUUAUCUGGAGGUUAGAACUGGAUGAGAUUAACUUUAAAAGCUGGCUAUGGGACAGUGAGAGAAAAGCAACAGAUCUUUUUGCAGCUAAAAAUCGAGUAUAUACUGGUUAUUGUAUACUGACCAAGACAUGAGACCUGGUUUACUGGCUUUUGUAUAGUUUCACUUCACCACCCAAUUCCAAAAUGGGAAAUAUGUUUACUAAAACCUGAUUUCACCAGACCCUAGCUCUGACACUAGUGAAUUUAAAUACAGCAAUCCAAAAGCAUAUUUGACAUUUGGCCUGUAAAAAAAUUUCUACUCAAAAGUGCGGUCCCACAGCAAACAACUGCCUUUUUCCGGCUCCUCUAAUAUACCCUUGUCCCACGUCCACGAAUCCAAGUGAGUACCAAAAGCUAAGAAAGGAAUUGAGCGUGAGAUGGUCCUAGCAGCUUUUACUAUGCUCACAAGAAAAAGCUUACCUCCACUGAAGUCACUACUGAAAAAGGGCCAACUAAAAUAGCCAUUGAUGCAUAUUCUACAUAGAGAAGUUAAGCAAAUGGCUCUGAUUAAUCUGUGUCAACAGAGUUAAUUUAUGAUCUGGUGAUCUCCCUCGUUUGCACAUGCAUUGCAUUUAAGAACUCAAGUUUGGUUGGCAAGUGGGGUUGAGUACUUUCUUUCCCACCACCCAUCAACUUUGCUGAGCCUUUCUUAUUUUGUAUUCAGCCACUUUGCCUGUUUGCUUACUUAAGUACCAAGAGGCCAUCGGCAUUAGAAACUAACUACUCCAUUUCCUAUAAAAACAGGUUAAUGUCUAUGUGAUAAAAGAUGAUUUGUGAUCUUUAAUCAUUACUCAAACCCGUGACUGACUGUCGCAAUGCCAACUAUUGUUUUCUAACCUGGCUAUGAUUAAGCAGAUCCUCCUUUCAUUUCUACAUUAUCAAUCAAAACGGUGUCAAAGGGCAAAAGGGAAACCUUUUGUUCCUACUCCUACUUCUCUUUGCUUCAGAGUUUCUCUUUCCUCACCCAAUGUUGAGUCAACUUGGGAACACUCUCGUUCUCUCUCUUGUACAAUUGGGUUUCACGGGAGUGGAUUAUCAUCCUCUUUGGUUGCGGCAAUCUGUCCCACUAAAAAACUUCUGCACCUGGUCUAAACACUUUUAUAUUCUCCACUACUAUUUCUUUCUUUGUCCUAAGCUGCCCACUCCUAUAGACUAUACAAUCAUGUCUGUCCCUUCUCCAUCUUCAUCCUCCUUUGUUUUCACUUGUUUGCUUAUCAUUUUCUUGCUCACAUUAAGCUCCUCCGAUUGUCAACCCAUCAGCACCCCUGCGAAACGCCUCCCACGCCAACUUUCUGUCAGUUACUAUGCGAAAUCUUGCCCACAACUUGAGCAACUAAUCGGCUCCAUCACCUCCCAACAAUUCAAAGAAGCCCCUGUCUCCGCACCUGCCACCAUUCGCCUCUUCUUCCAUGACUGCUUUGUAGAAGGUUGUGAUGCAUCUAUCCUUAUAGCAACAAAUUCUGGAAAUAAGAUUUUAGCUGAGAAAGAUGCAGAGGACAACAAGGACCUGAGAACGGAGGGGUUUGAUACAAUAACGAGAGCCAAGACUUUGGUGGAGAGCAAGUGCCCAGGCGUUGUUUCCUGUGCUGAUAUUCUUGCAAUUGCAGCCAGAGAUUUUGUCCAUUUGGCAGGGGGACCUUAUUACCAAGUGAAGAAAGGAAGGUGGGAUGGGAAAAUAUCAAUGGCAUCCAGGGUCCCUUACAACCUCCCACAUGCAAAUUCAACCGUCGAUCAACUGAUCAAACUCUUCAGCUCAAAAGGGUUAACUGUCCAGGACCUGGUUGUGCUCUCGGGUGCCCACACUAUCGGCUUUGCCCGCUGCAAGUACUUUGUGGGCCGACUCUACGAUUACAAGGGAACUAUGCAGCCUGACCCUGCCAUUGACCCAAGACUCCUGAAGGCACUAAAAAUGUCAUGCCCGCAUGUUGGCGGCAAUGCUGACAUUGUUGCUCCAUUUGAUGUUACGACCCCGUUCUUGUUCGACCAUGCUUAUUAUGCAAAUUUGGAGGGUAAAUUGGGCUUGUUAGCUUCGGACCAAGGUCUUUUUUGGGACCCUAGGACCAAGCCUCUGGUCCAAUCUCUUGGUCAAGAUAAGGCUAAGUUCUUCCAGGCCUUCUCAGAAGCUAUGGACAAAAUGGGCUCAAUAGGUGUUAAAAGAGGCAGAAGACAUGGAGAGACGAGGACAGUUUGUAGUAUGCACAUGUGAAGCUUGUGGCUUCCCUCUUUUUUGUUUUUUCCCC
Molecule: messenger RNA, 2890 nt
Organism: Theobroma umbraticum
Lineage: Eukaryota; Viridiplantae; Streptophyta; Magnoliopsida; Malvales; Malvaceae
Product: Peroxidase superfamily protein
Biological process (GO): hydrogen peroxide catabolic process; response to oxidative stress
Molecular function (GO): heme binding; peroxidase activity
Source: RefSeq, a predicted model, not a curated record